Molecule: messenger RNA, 3216 nt
Organism: Scomber japonicus (chub mackerel)
Lineage: Eukaryota; Metazoa; Chordata; Actinopteri; Scombriformes; Scombridae
Gene: poglut1
Product: protein O-glucosyltransferase 1
Exons: 11
Coding region: 14-1180 (388 amino acids)
Biological process (GO): protein O-linked glycosylation; positive regulation of Notch signaling pathway
Cellular component (GO): endomembrane system
Molecular function (GO): UDP-glucosyltransferase activity; UDP-xylosyltransferase activity
Source: RefSeq, a predicted model, not a curated record
GAUAGAGAGAGAAAUGGAGCGGGUUUGGCUGUGGAGGCUUUUGUUUCUGCUGCAAGCGUGUGAUUUAUGUGUGGUUACUGCAUCAGGCAAACAGUGGAAGAAACUGAGAGAAAAGAUCUCUGAAGCUGUGAAGGGUUACACACCAUGCAACCCUGACAACUGCAGCUGCCAUCUCAGUGUCCUACAACAUGACUUGCAGCCUUUUAAAAGAGGCAUCUCUGAGGAGGUUAUGGCUUCCACAAUUCAAAGAGGCGUUGGCACCCACUACCAGAUCAUUGGACAUAGGCUGUACAGAGAGCAGAACUGCAUGUUUCCUGCCAGGUGCAGCGGGGUGGAGCAUUUCAUACUAGAGGUGAUUGACAGGUUACCGGACUUAGAGAUGGUGGUGAAUGUCAGAGAUUACCCUCAAGUCCCCAGCUGGGUGCAGCCAACCCUGCCUGUCUUCUCUUUCAGUAAGACUUCAGAUUACCAGGACAUCAUGUACCCUGCAUGGACGUUUUGGGAGGGCGGGCCUGCUGUGUGGCCCAUAUACCCCACUGGACUGGGUAGAUGGGAUCUGAUGAGGGAUGAUCUUAAGAAGUCUGCAGCUCAGUGGCCAUGGAAGAAGAAAGAGUCCAAAGGAUUCUUCAGAGGCUCCAGAACCAGUCCAGAGCGCGACCCUCUGAUCCUUCUAUCCAGAGAGAACCCAGAGCUGGUGGAUGCAGAAUACACCAAGAACCAGGCCUGGAAGUCUGAGAAGGAUACACUGGGGAGAACACCAGCUAAAGAGAUCCCACUGGUCGAUCACUGCAAAUACAAAUAUUUAUUUAACUUCCGAGGCGUGGCUGCCAGCUUCCGCUUGAAGCAUCUCUUCCUCUGUGGUGCUCUGGUGUUUCAUGUGGGAGAUGAAUGGCAGGAGUUUUUUUACCUUCAGCUCAAGCCGUGGGUACACUACAUCCCAGUCAAACAGGAUCUCUCUGAUGUCAGGGAACUACUACAAUUUGUCAAAGAGAACGAUGGUGUCGCUGAGGAGAUCGCCCGAAGGGGUAAGGAAUUCAUCCUGGAGCACCUGCAGAUGCGAGACAUUUCCUGCUACUGGGAGAGACUCCUCACCAAGUUCGGCGGACUCCUCACCUACAAACCUAAAAUAAAUAACAACUACAAUCAGAUUAUCCACAGAACCAGCAAGACUGAGCUAUAAGAGAGAGACUCAGUGUGGCCGGGGGCAGCUGUAGUGAAAGGAAACUGCGACACCACAACAAAUGAUUUCCUUAUGUGUUGUUGCUGGUGUUCCUCUUUUUUUUUUUUUUUCACAGCACAGUCUUUUUUUUAAUAACUUUUACUUUUGAGUCUAUUGAGUUAAAUGUUUUAGGUCCUUACAGAAAUUACAGGGUUGUACUUUUUAGGCCAACUCCCACUACCUUCUGUUAGCAGUCUGGAUUGCCUUUGUGUGCUAAGUGCACAUCACUAAAAACCUUUUGACAGUACUUUGAAAUAAGGGUACACAGUCGUAGCUGCAGUUUAAUGUGUUGACUGUUAAUCCUGCCAUACCUACAGGUGCCACCGGGGGGCCUAUAUAUCAAUUCUGAGACACUGAUCGCUUUGUUGUUGUUGCUGUCUGUACUCACCAGCAAAUAAUAUAAAAAUGUUAAAGAGGCAUUCAACAGAUGAGUCUAGAUGAAACUGCACUUCAAAGAGUAUCUAACUUCCAUAUUGUGAUGUAUUUUAGGUGAAACGUGGGAGUGGGACAUAACAUUGGGAGGAAUGUGAUUUGAACAUUGAAAAGUUGGUGUGUCAUAAUUAACUCAACUCUGGGCCGCUAAAACUUUAAGAUUGAUUGAUGGAGGGAUGUCAUUACUUUAUUGGUUUAAAUUGGUUUGUUCAAGCCUACGUAAGCGCACGUCAUAGUUUGAUCUAUGUGUUUCUGGACUUUGACUCAUGCUAGGCUCUAAAAGUCAGGAUAUUUUGACCUCUGAUGCUUUGAUUUUCGCCAUUCUUUUUUUAUAUCCGUCUCUCGUGAGUCCGCCAAUGUUAUGGAAGCGAAAUACAUAAUUGCUGGAGUGCCCCUUUAACCCUUUAACACUUUAACGUGCACUGUAAGGACUUGUAUCUUUUGCGUGAACGUCAAUUCCGUUAUUCAUAGGACUGAGUGGAAGAAGUUCAGUGCCUUGACACAUUGUUGAAGCAUAGUAGCCAGGCAACAGAUCUCUACUCUUCACUAAAACCUAUUGGCAGUACUUCACAGCAACUAUUAAGUUUGAGUACUUGAAUAGAAGCACAGCAAAGUGUGACGUCAACUGUCGACGGCUGCUCAAACAUCCAGGAAGGAUGUACCAAGAAUAAUACCAUGCCAUGCUGUAACACAUUUAAUGUAUUGUUUUGGAAGGGUUUCCUGAAAUCCAAAACAUGAAGCACAUGUAUUCCUUUUUUUUUGUGACAAGAAUAAUAUGUAAAUCUGUCUCCCCAGGAGCUCUGAUCUAAUUGUCAAGUCCAUAUAUAGCCGAGUCUUAGAAAUGUAGAUAAAAUUGAUACCUUUUUAGCCAUUGUUGUAUCACUGAUGUUGAGUAUUAUAGGCUAGGAGUUGUAAUCAGCUGUGUCGCUCUUCCUGUUGAGCAUCUCUGGCUCAACAGUUUAAAUUGAACCUAUAGUCAGCACAGGAUAUCAGCUUUGUUACACUACCCUCUAAUGGACAACUGAAGAAACUCCAGCAAACCUUUACCUUAACAUUUCAUUACAACAACAUAUCUAUUGACUGUAUGAUUGACCUGUAAUGUCUGUAUUAGAAUGCAUUCAGCCAAACAUUUCUAGAACUUGAAAGGACUAAAGAAUAACUCACAGUCAUUUCAUUUCACACCAAGUGCCAAGAGGAAGCAAUAAACAAGUAAUCUUUUCUUUUUUUUUAAUGUGUAGAUUAACAUAAACACUCAUGUCAGUUGAUGUAACCUUGACGGAUGAUGCAUGAUUGAUACAGCAUAAUGUUGAAUAUGUUAUAGUAUUCACAUUGUGCUGCGAACCAGCAGAUUCUCACCGAUGCAAAGUAGCAUUACGUUUUAUUGUGAAGAGCUGUGGUAAAGAUGGUUCAUUACUAUGUUGAUUUGACCAAAAAACUGUGAUGAUCAUCAUGCACCUGGUUAAAGUGAGACAUACAGGAUUUUGUCACAGUUUCUGUAGAAAUGUGUUUUUAUACCAAUAAAGUGGUUGGUUCUUAAGACGUCAUUGAGCUGAGCUUUUCUUCAU